Messenger RNA from Nerophis lumbriciformis (worm pipefish), 1702 nucleotides. RefSeq names its product CTD small phosphatase-like protein 2-B. Gene Ontology annotation, molecular function: phosphatase activity. The record is from RefSeq and is a predicted model, not a curated record. Lineage: Eukaryota; Metazoa; Chordata; Actinopteri; Syngnathiformes; Syngnathidae.
GCCCGAGCAGAGGCGGGAAAUGGCGCCUGGUAACAACGGUGUGUCAUUACGGAGACGGCCAUUGAGUAGAUAAGGGGGGAAAAAGUAGCCGCAGAAGACGAAAAACAAUCACUGCUUCUUCCGUGAUGGCGCUCGGGUCUUGAGUCAACAUUUCCACCCCUCCGAGGACCGCGGUGAACCUUACAUGUGACGGCUAAAACGAUGAGGCUGAGAAUGCGUAAGGCGUCUCAGCAACCGAUCCCUAGUCUGGCACCACGCCCAUCUCGGACCAAGAGAAAGCAUUCAGAAGUAGAAGAAGACGCUCCUACCAGUGCGAGGGGCUUGUUCUCAACAAUCAAAAAGUUCAUCAGAGGAACUGCAGUCAAGGUGCAGCAGGACAACCCAGCCAAGAAGGCACGUCUCCACUGCGACGUUGACAACCUAAUCACUUCAGCACCAGACACCCCUCGCAGGACUGUCAGCAGGGUUGGUGGGAAAGGCGGCGUCAAUGGAUUGGCAACCAAUCAUGACAGGAGCAAGGAGAAGCCCAAUGGAAGUCUGGAGGAGACAACAGCUGCUGAGGUGCCCACCAGCCCUCCUAGGACAACUCUUCUUGGGACCAUUUUCUCCCCUGUUUUCAACUUCUUCUCACCGGCUAAGAAUGCCUCGUCCGGUUCAGACUCCCCAGACCAAGCAUUGGAAGCAGAAGAAAUAGUGAAACAGCUGGAAAUGGAGCAAUCUGUAGAAACAGCCACCAGCACCAUCACUUCUACACAGGAAUUAUGUACCACCACAAACUUCUACUCGAGUGUAUCCCAGCUGCCCCCUUUGCGACUUCCUCACAUCCCUGAUGCAUGCCCCACUGUAGAGGAGGAUGAAAUUGAUGCUAAUGCUGACCUUCCACCUCUCACUGCUCCAGGCUCAAGUCCACAAAUGGCAUACAUGAACUCUCCUCCCCCUGCUGUUCCACCAGAAGCAUCUUAUGAAGAAGAAUGGGAAGUCUUUGACCCGUAUUUCUUCAUCAAACACGUCCCACCAUUAACUGAAGAGCAGCUAACUCGGAAACCAGCCUUACCAUUAAAGACUCGUAGCACACCUGAGUUUUCUUUGGUCCUUGAUCUGGAUGAAACGUUGGUCCACUGCAGUUUAAACGAGCUUGACGAUGCAGCACUUACCUUCCCUGUACUCUUUCAGGAUGUGAUAUACCAGGUAUAUGUGCGCUUGAGACCGUUUUUUAGAGAGUUUUUGGAACGCAUGUCUCAAAUUUAUGAGAUCAUCCUUUUCACAGCCUCUAAAAAGGUGUAUGCAGACAAAUUGCUCAAUAUCUUGGACCCUAAGAAGCAGUUAGUAAGACACAGGUUGUUCCGAGAGCAUUGUGUCUGUGUCCAAGGAAACUACAUCAAGGAUCUUAACAUUCUUGGCAGAGACCUGUCAAAGACCAUCAUCAUUGACAAUUCACCACAAGCCUUUGCAUACCAGUUGUCCAACGGAAUUCCCAUUGAGAGCUGGUUUAUGGACAGGAAUGACAGUGAGCUGCUGAAGUUGGUGCCCUUCCUUGAGAAGCUGGUUGAGAUGGAUGAAGAUGUGCGGCCACAUGUUCGGGAGAGGUUCCGUCUUCACGACCUGUUGCCUCCGGAUUGAAGUCCAGUUUCUUAGACAGGGACAGCUAGGAAGGACUGAAAACCAAGUGUGUAAAAAGCCCCUCAUAAAAAAACUUGCGUCA